Molecule: messenger RNA, 2533 nt
Organism: Gymnodraco acuticeps
Lineage: Eukaryota; Metazoa; Chordata; Actinopteri; Perciformes; Bathydraconidae
Product: rab5 GDP/GTP exchange factor-like
Exons: 9
Coding region: 287-1696 (469 amino acids)
Biological process (GO): vesicle-mediated transport
Cellular component (GO): endocytic vesicle; cytosol
Molecular function (GO): zinc ion binding; small GTPase binding; DNA binding
Source: RefSeq, a predicted model, not a curated record
UGACUUUUUAUUUCCCUCAAUACUUUCCGGUUGCACAGGUUUGAAAUCAGCUGAUUUUGUCUGCGUUUCUAAUUAGUUCACCGUGAAGUUUACCUACCUUUGUUUAAUUCUUAUUUAACAACAUCUCAUCGACCUCAUCGCUGAAGAUUAUGGUUUUCAUGUCAUACUUAUGAUGAGUUUGUGACAGUUAAGAAACCAGAAAGGCGACACUGCGAUCAGGAAGCGGCUAACUUAGUUAUGAUGUCACCAGCUGACAGGCGAAAGUAGUAUAUGAAAGAGCUCCACAAUGUCGACAGAUAAGCAAAGGGGAAUCCACGUUUCUCAGGAGGAGCUGCUCUGCAAGAAUUCCUGUGGGUAUUAUGGAAACCCUGUGUGGCAAGGCUUCUGCUCCAAGUGCUGGAGAGAGAAAGCACGUAUAGCUGGAGCUUCUAGGCAAGACACAAGGCCGAGCAAUGAUGGAACUCCUCUCACCUUCUCCAAAUUUGAGGAGAAGAAAAGCACUGAGAAAGGACGUCGUAUUAACACAAUGAGGAGACUCUUUUGGGGCAGCCCAUCCCCUCCUAAACUUCAAGAGUCUUCUGAAAGCCAUGCUAAUGUGCUAAAAGCUUACCAGAGCCUCGGGGCCGGGGACUUCACCGGUUUCCUGAAGAUACUAAAGAGCCCUUCCUCACAGCGCUUGCAGUCCCGAUGUACAGCCUUCCUCAACACAAUGGAAGCUUAUCAUGAUCUGCCGGUACAGAAGCAGUCAGAUCUCGUGCAGGAUUUCUACCAAUCCUUUGCUGAAUAUUUUAAUAGUUUUCCUGAGGCUCAGGUAACUCAAAUAAUGGAGCAUGUGGAGAAGCUAAUAAUGACCCGGUUGCACAAAUGGGUUUUCUGCCAUGACAGCUGUGAUGAUGAACAGAAGGACCUGGCUCUCCAGAGAAGGAUACGCUCUUUAAACUGGAUCACUCCUCAGAUGCUGAGCGUACCCUUCCCUGAUAAAAAGAUUGAAGUCACAGGCGACCCCUUCCUGCCUGCUAUAACAGCCAUAAUUGAAAUGGAUGCCAAACGAGCGCCUCAGGACAAACUUGCAUGUGUGUCCAAAUGCAGUCAGCAUGUCUUUGAAGCGCUCUCCACCUCGAACAGUGAGCCCGCUAAUGCUGAUGACUUCCUGUCAGGCUUGGUUUAUGUGGUGCUGAAGGCCAAUCCACCCCGCCUACACUCGAACAUGCAAUAUGUGAUUCGCUUUGGUCUUCCUCACAGUCUGAUGGCAGGAGAGAGUGGAUACUAUUUCACUAACUUGUCUUGUGCAGUGGCCUUCAUCGAAAAGCUGGAUGGACCGGCUCUCAACCUCAGUCAGGAGGAGUUUGAGGGCUACAUGCUGCGUCAGCGUGCUCCUUCUGCAGGAAAGAGGCAGCGGGUUGUCAGUGACACACAACAUCUGUUAGAAGAGCUUCAAGGCAGACAGGAGAAGCUCGACCAAGGGAUGGAUUCUCUUAGUGUGCAGCUACAGAGUUGGGUCCAUGCUGUUAAUUCACAACUGGAUGAGGCCACAGCUCAGUUUGCUCUGGUACAGACGGAGGUCACCGCUAAGACUGAGUCCUCACAGGUUUUAUCAUCCUCAUCUCAUGAUGCGUUACUGCAAGGUGACGAUAAAGACGAGUCUGUGCUGAAGCUUAUGGAUCAACAUGCAGGUCCACAAGAUACAGACUGUUAGUUGUAUUUAAAAAAACACCUAAUCUGGUACUAAGCUCUUUUUAAUCAGCAUUACUAACGAAACAAACAGAUUUAUAUUUCACACAUUCCAACUACAGAAAACCGGGAUUUGGAAGCCAGUUGAACAUGAAGGAAAGCUUUUUGAAGGGAACCUUUUGCAUUUGGUAUCACGGAGCACACAGAGGUUUUUAAUGGCAUUGAUUAAAAAAAAAAUUGCACUUGGAUCCUGUUUCAGGAUGAAGGACAUUCAAAAUGCAUUCCAAUUUGUAUUAACAGAUAUGAUCAGAAUGAAUACUCAAGCACUCAGGGUACACAAUACUUGGAGCUGUCAGCUAAUACUUCAAGAGUGCUUAUAUAAUAUUCACUUUUUUAUUUACGUGUACACCAGUGUGCCUCUAUGUAAACCGCUGUGAAAUGUAAAUAAAAAUGCUACAGAGGAAAUGUGAGAUGCCAGAUGUAGACCACUACGAGUCAGAAGGUGUAUUUAGUUAUACAAUGAUUUUUUUCAGAGCUGUGGAUCUGUUCUCAACAUGCUGCCUUGAAGAAUAGCAACACAUUUUGUCAUCUGCAUUAGUGUGCUAAAUGUUUCCGUUGUUUACAACUUCUUUCUGAAGUAAUUAUAGUGUAAAUGUUAUGAGGAAUUAUGUAUCCAAAAUUAUAUUAAAGGUUACUUAUAUAUAAAUAUAAAUGAUGUGUUUUGUGAGAAAAAGAAAUCGACGGACAACUCUUAAAAAUGAAGACAUUAAGAGUACAGCUUUUAUUAAAUGGUGUUGCUUCAAACACAAGUAAAGUAUUUAAACACCAGGUUAAAUCCAGUUCUUAAAUAAUGACUAUAAGA